This is a messenger RNA of Maudiozyma saulgeensis, 1281 nucleotides long. The record is from the annotation of a GenBank genome assembly. NCBI's taxonomy places the organism in Eukaryota, Fungi, Ascomycota, Saccharomycetes, Saccharomycetales, Saccharomycetaceae.
AUGGGUAUACCUUUAGAUCUAUAUACAAGUGAACAGUUUACUGUUCUUGAACAUGAAAAAUAUUCAAAAUUGAAACCAAUAGAUGAUUAUGCAAGACAAAAAUUAUAUGAUUGGUUAUUAUUAGCAUCAUCAAAUACAAAUAGAAUUGUUACUUCAAAUGAUUAUAUUAGUAAUAAUCAAGAUUUAUCAAAUAAUUAUAAUGAAACUUAUAAAAUUGAACCAAAACAAAAUUUAAUAAUACCAAACUUAAAUUGUAAAAAUUUACGUUUUAAACAGUGUAAUAAUUCAACAACAUUAAUUUAUGAUUUAGAAUGGUUACAACCAAUUAAAAUUGUUACAAUGGAUAAUAAUAAUAAUACUUUGAUUCAUUCGAUUGACUUAAUUAAUGAUAUUAAACAAAGUUUUAAACUUUUAUCACCAAUUAUCGAUCUUUAUGGUUGGGUUCAAAGAAGUAAUUCACAAUUAUUUAUUACAUUAAUUUUAAAAGACAAUUCAAUUAUAAUAAUGUCAUAUAAUUUAAUAAAUUUUAAAUUAAUUAAUGAAAAUUGUACUUCGUUUAAUAUUUCUAAAAAUAUUGGAAAUUCAAUUUAUAAAAUUUUUAUUGAAUUUUUACCAAAUUAUUUACCAAUUGUUACAGAUAAAAAUUUUAUCAUUUAUAAUUUAAAUCAAGAUUGUUUCCAUUCUUUAGAGAUUCCAAUUGAAUUAAUUAAUGAAAAAUUUAAUUAUUUUAUUAAUUUCCCACAAUUAUUAAUUUCAAAUAAUAAUAAUUGUAUUUGGCAAAUUAAUAAUAUUUUAGAUUUAAAUCAUUACGAUAUUAGAAAAUUCGAUUUAUCAUCAAUAUUAAGAGAUGGGGAAACUUUAGAUAAAAUGCUAAUAACAGAUUUACAUCGUUUUACAACAGAGACAAAUCAAAGAAUUAUUACAAUUAAUACAAUUAUUGAAGAAUAUAUUGAUUUUAAAGUUAUUUUAACUAAAAAUUCAAAAUCAACAAUAACAUUAUAUUCAAAUGAUUUAAAAAAACUGAUUUUAAUUGAAAAAAAUCUUUAUAGUUUAUCAUUGUCAAUACUUAAUUGGUUUCAACAUACUGAACAAUAUGUUUUAGAUAGUUAUAAUGAUUUACAAAGUAAUUUACUGUCAUCAACAUCUGAACAAUUGCCAACGAAUAACAACAGUAAUAAUGCAAGAGAUAUUCAUCAUGCUCAUUAUAAUCCAGAUGAUAACACUAUUACAUUAUAUCAUUCUAACCCCAUGAUAAUUGACACAUUCGUCAUAAUGUCAUAA